CCACCUUUCUCCCUCAAAAAACAUUAACACAGUCCACCGCCGCCGCAAAUGGCCGUCGUCAAACCAAACCUCCGCCGUCUCUCCACCCUCACCACCACCAUCACAAAACCCUUCUCUUCAUCUUCUUCCUCCUCUUCCACCGCCGCCGCCAUAUCCACCACUCAUUCAGACACCAUCACCACCAAACCCUCCGAAAAACUAACCCAUUCCGAAACCCUAAUUUCAGAAAAACUCCAUUCCAUUAUCAAAACCCACCACCGCCAAAACCCAAACCCGGAUCCGAAUCCAAACAUUCCUCCAGAUUUCACAAUCCCAUCUCUUUCAACAACUUUCACAAACCUCUCUCCAAACCCUCUUUCACUCUCCGUAAUCCAUUCGGUUAUCGAACAAUGCGGUUCGGUCCGCCACGGCAUUCCUUUCCCACAAACUCUUUCUUUUUUCAACUGGGCUAUACAAAAAAACAAUUUUUUCCAACAAAAUUCAACUGACAUUUUUAAUGAAAUGAUUGACUUAGCUGGCAAAACACGACAUUUCGAUGUCGCGUGGGGGAUUAUUGAUACUAUGAAACAACGAAAUGUCGGUAUUUCUAUCGAUACUUUUUCUGUUUUGAUUCGUAGGUAUGUUAGGGCAGGUUUAGCUAAUGAAGCUGUUCUUGCUUUUAGUAGAAUGGAUGAGUAUGAUUGUAAGCCUGAUAAGAUUGCGUUUUCGGUUGUGAUUAGUAUACUUUGUAAGAAACGUCGAGCCGAAGAGGCUCAGACGUUUUUCGAUAGUUUGAAACAUAAGUUUGAACCGGAUGUGAUUGUUUAUACUAGUUUGGUACAUGGGUGGUGUAGGGCGGGUAAUAUUUCGGAAGCUGAACGGGUUUUUGGUGAAAUGAAGAGAAAUGGGGUUAAACCGAAUGUUUAUACUUACACGAUUGUGAUUGAUGCGUUGUGUAGAAACGGGCAGAUUAGUCGUGCCCAUGAUGUGUUUGCUGAAAUGCUUGAUGAAGGGAUUGCGCCUAAUUCGAUUACUUAUAAUAAUUUGAUGAGGGUACAUGUUAAGGCAGGUAGGACGGAAAAAGUGUUGCAGGUUUAUAAUCAGAUGAAACGGCUUUCGUGUGAGCCAGAUUUAAUUACUUAUAAUUUUCUUAUUGAGAGUCAUUGUAAAAACGAGAGCCGGGAGGAUGCUAUUAAAGUUUUGAAUGUGAUGGUUAAGAAAGGGUGUGAGCCGAAUGCCAGUAGUUUUAACCCUAUUUUUAGGGAAAUCUUGAAGGACCGUGAUGUGAAUGCCGCACAUAGGUUGUUUGGGAGGAUGAAAGGGUUGAAAUGUAAACCGAAUACCGUUACUUAUAAUUUGUUGAUGAGAAUGUUUGCGGAUUCAAAGUCCGCGGAUAUGGUGUUGAAGUUGAAAGAGGAGAUGGACGAGAAUAAGGUUGAGCUUAACGUGAAUAGUUAUAGGAUUUUGAUUGGGAUGUAUUGCGGGAUGGGACAUUGGAACAAUGCCUAUAAGUUUUUUAGGGAGAUGAUUGAAGAAAAGUGUUUGAAACCGAGUCAUGGUGAUUAUGAAAUGGUUUUAGGUCAGUUAAGGAAGGCGGGGCAGAUCAAGAAACAUGAAGAAUUGGUGGAGAAGAUGGUCAGCAGGGGUUUUGUUGCUCGACCUUUGUAGGAGAUAUACCGCAGGUGUAUUGUUUAUAAAUGAUCACACAAACAAAUCUCGACUACUUGUCGUUGUUGGGGGAUUGCUGGUCAGUGUUGAAGUCAUGCGGAUUUAGGUGUCUUUACCUCUGGCGUUAGUGUUGAAAGCGGGGUGAUAAUCAGAUAAUGCAUACAAGUAUACGGUGUUAUCUGAUUAAACUGUUGAUACACAUAGUCUAUCUCAAACCCAGAACUACCAAUGCCUCUGAAGUCUGAAUAGCCGACCGACACAUUCUAUAUUUAGCAGCUAGUUCUAAAUUUUCUUUCUUUGUUUUUGAAUUUGCCAAAUGAAGCUGCCCAUUAGAUGAUUUGCUGGGGCAAAUAUGUUUUGUUUUAUUUAGUUUAUAAUUACAAGGUUCAUGGUUUGAGUGAUCCUGUAGAGCUCAAAGGCUUUCUGUAAUAAGAGGUCUGAGAAGUCGAAUUUUGCAGAACUUGAUGUUAAAUAUCUGAUUGAUUUUUUAGGUUGUAAAUAUAAACAGAAUUUUGGUA
Molecule: messenger RNA, 2165 nt
Organism: Erigeron canadensis
Lineage: Eukaryota; Viridiplantae; Streptophyta; Magnoliopsida; Asterales; Asteraceae
Product: pentatricopeptide repeat-containing protein At1g20300, mitochondrial
Exons: 1
Coding region: 49-1647 (532 amino acids)
Molecular function (GO): protein binding
Source: RefSeq, a predicted model, not a curated record